CAGUCCUCCUGUGCUGUGAGUGAUACAUUAUAUUACUUUCCCUUCGUAUGUACUCUCUAUAAGGACUGUUUCUGCAGAGCUGCCUCACUUAGUCCCAGCUCAGUGAUACAAUAACUGCAAUAACUCAGGUGUCCAAAGCCCCAGAUCAGAAGAUGGCUGAAGAGACCCAAAACUUGGUUCCGAACGGGAUGUCCGGGGAGAGUGUGGUCGAAGUUGGGAAUGGAAAUGCCAGGACCUGUAACAAACGAAGCUUGGUGACCGCCCUAUCCGUCUUCGUUGGAAUUCUCAUCGUGGGUCAAGCUGUGACCGUCUACUUCGUCACUCAGCAGCAGUCCAAGAUCUCUACGCUGCUUGAAACUACGAACAAGAUGAAGUUGGAUGCAAUGAUAAAGAAUCUUCCUGGCUCACCACCUGACAAAAACAAACGCAAGAUGCCAUUGGUGGCUUUUAGCAUGCCCUUACUUUCUGAUGACGACACACACACCAUGCGGAACCUGGAGUACGCUGCGAGGGCCAGCAACCAUAUAGAAGACGCAGCGAAAUACAGUCUCCUGAUGGGUAACCCCUUGAGGAAGUAUCCGUCCUUCAAUGGCACUAUCCUGGACAACCUGAGAAAACUGAGGAAGACUUUGGGCGAGGAAGAAUGGAUGGCAUUUGACUCAUGGAUGCAGCAGUGGUAUCUGUUUUAUUUAGUGCAGAACACCAAGACACCAGGGACACCCUCAGUAAACAAAGCUGUUGCCACAGGAGACAGUGGCUUAUUGACAUCACCGGAAAGAAACCUUCCACCAGCUCAGCUUGCGAGAAGCGGACAUUUGGUUUUUGGCAGUAGCAGUCACUCAGCAGACUCAUUGUUCAAUAUUAAUGAUGAAACACCAAGUGGUGCCCCAGUGCUGACCCCCUGCCAGGAAAAGGCCAGUUCCCCAGUGAAGCUCGGUGCCUACGUUCCGCAGUGUGAUGAGGAUGGGGAAUACACUCCCAUGCAGUGCUGGAGAGGCACUGGAUACUGCUGGUGUGUCUACAACAACGGAACCGAGGUGCCAGAAACCAGAUCUCGAGCAAAACUAGACUGCAGUGACUUUCUGGAGCCAACAGUGAAUUAUGAAGACUUUUUCGAAGCUGGAGCUAAGCCUGACAGUGAUAAGACCAGCACAGAGUGGUAGCUGAAUGUAUUACAAAUCAAACAACAACUACCACGAAUCAAACGCAUCUGAGUAAAGAAGAUCUAUAGUGAUUCUGCCAUUCCGCUUUCUCCUUGGCUGUUGGAAUCUUAUUAUACUAGUGUUGAGUUAUUGUGUGUUUUUUUAAUGGUUACUAAUCACUCUUUCAGUUACUUAAGGUGAAUAAUUACCCAUGUCCGUCACAGAUCAAUUCAGUAAUUUCAAACAUCAAAAUUGUGGUAUUGGAAGCUAAAGGUUCGCAGUCUAAUUAUUUGAGAUUUUGAGCUCUGUUCAGUAAGCAAAUUUCUAUAAAAUGAUGCCGAAAAUAGUGUUUUUGCAUAAUUUAAGUAUCCCAGCUAUAUAGCAAAGGGUUAACGGAGAAGUUAGGGCAGUUAUCGUCUCCAUUAAUACUCUGCUCCUACAAUCUCUCUCUGUUGCACCAUUUGGGUAGCAGAAAAAUAAAUAAUGCGUAAUAAACUUACUUUAUAUAAACGCCAUCUCAGAAUGGCGUUAUAGGAUGAGAAAUCCUUAUUCCAGCUGAAAACUCUGCCCACUAUCAGCCCCUCAUUCUGUGAUGACACUGCUAGUGUUCCCAAUACUGUAAUUAGUUUUGCAAAAAUGCAUAUACUGUAUAUUAAUAUUUAUAUGUACAGUAUACUAUAUACAUAGCCCUUCUCGGCAUUUAAUUCUGCUCCACCAUGGAAACUCCACUUGUGAAAUGGAGAAGUAAUGGAGGAGUAUGUUGGGGGGGGGUUCCGGAUGAUAGGUUGAUAGUCAAUUGGUCAACAUAAUAUGGUCGACAUGCAUUAAGUCAACAGAUACAAAUAGUGUACAUGUAAAAGGCUGAUAGUGCUUAAGGUUGACAUGACAGGUCGACACACUUUUUGGGGGAUUUUUUACAACUUUUUCUUCAUUUACCAUCCACGUGGACUAUGAGGAGAGCGAAAUGAGCCAGUGACGGUACACAUUUCCAGUAAAUGUGCCAUACAUAUGGACAAACAUACAAAAUGAUACCAAAAAAACGUGUUGUGUCGACCAUAUCCAAGGCAACCUUUUGACUGCGUCGACCUUUUCAAGUGUCUACCUUUUUCAAGUCAACCUAUUUCUGGUCAACCCAUUGAUCCUCACCCUGUGGGGGAGGGAGAAGUAUGUUUUUGAAUCAGACAAGUGUUGGGAAGAGCUAUAUACUGUAUCUAAAUAUAUAUAUUUUUAUUAAUACGAUGGUGGUUCAAUAAGUAAGGUAAUAAGACCUCUCGCGUAUGUAAUGUUCUCUUUUUCAUUCUAAUUCCCCACCAGGCCCGAGCAGGUAGGCCAUUGCUUCCCCUCAGUCAUUUCUCUGCGCCGGUCAUACUGUCCCAACAUCAGGUGUAAGAUGGUGGGGCUGGCGGAAACAUGGCCACCCAUUGAGGUGCGUAGCGUCAUCAGAUUUCUGGCACAUCAGCAGCUGACAUUCAUCACCAUCUUGUCGAGUUGUACAGUCAGAUAACAUCAUGUGUCGGAAACAGGUUCGGUGCUCUGCCUGUGGUGGACAUGCUGGGCCGGCCGGAUUACUGCUCAUCUUGAAUGUCAAUCCCACCGCUACCAAAGGCCAUGCACCAAACCCAAACCUGUUUCCGGACACCACGACAAGUUGGUGACGAAUGUCAGCUGCCGAUGUGCCCUUUUAGAUGCAGAAAUCUGAUCACACUACGCACCUCAAUGUGUGACCAUGUUUCCACCAGCCCUGGGGCCUUACAGCGGGUGUUGGGCAGUAUGACUGAUAAGGGGGCACAGUCUGAGGGGAAGCAGUGGUCUAAUUGCUCUGGCGGGAAAUUAGAAUGGGAAAAUUACACACGUGAGCGCUCUUAAUGCUUUACUUAUCGAUUGAACCAGUCUAAUAUGUAAAACAAAUGCUGUGACGAUGUCCAGAAUGUUCAGGGCAACAUCGAUGCUGAAUAGAGCCCUUUGUAACCUAGAUCACAGACUGACCUUAAUGGGGAGCUGGAAGUAUUUUUAUUUACCUUUCACAUCAGACAUUUCACAUACAGCAGAGCGCAAGCUUUGCUCAUCUUCAUAUACAGCCGUUUAUCCCGCAUUGUCCUUCAUUGGGUUUGAGCCGUCCCAAUUGCCAAAUGAUUCAUAUGCAAGUUCUCCCAAAUGCUACUGCAUGUUAGAGCGAUGACUAGAAAAGACCUGGAUAAUAACACGCCUACUUACACAUUGCAAUAAUUUAGACUUUAUGCAUCCUUCCAAAAUUGAUGUAAUCAUUAAAAAAAUAUACCAAAUAUUUAUAAAACAGACUCACAAAGCUGAUACAGCAGGUAAAGCUCAGUAAAUCAGCAUAAUAGCUCCUAUUGGCGCUAACGAUGGUCUCACUCCAGCACUUUGAUGAUUGAGGGAGUCCAGUUAACAAAAUCAAUAGGUCCCAUAAUGCUCUGGAGUGGACACAUUGGAGGCAAUUCAAUUAAAAUGUCACUUAAGAUCACGUUUCACUGUGAGGUAUGGGCAACGUGCAAUGCACGCAUAACCUGUAUGUAUGGUAGCCUAACAUUGUGAGUUUCCUGCACACCCGUAUAGGGUUACAAGGCUAAAUCUACAAUUACCAUACGUUACAAUGGCACAUCCCUUACAUUGCAUUUAAUAGAAUUGCCCCCAUUAAAUGAACAUGCAUCCUCUGUCACACCGAAGCUCUCUUAUACUCCAAGUAAGCUAUUCAAUUACCUGAAAUGUCUCCACCAUUUAUAGUGGGAUGGGAUACGAUAGUCUCUAAAUUCAUCUUCAUUAAAGCAACAGAAACUUUAGCAUUAACUAGGUAUUUGGAGCUGACUACUAGUGCAAGCCCAUGUACUGUAACUAAACAGGAGGGGAAAUAACAAGCAGGAAUGGAAAUGGGAGUCCAGUGAAGAGGAUCUGUCUUUUCAAAUCCCUGACAAUGCACGGGUUAGCGCCAGCCGUAACUCAUGGAAACAAGGGGAAGAGAAAAUAGAAAAGAUAACAGAGGGCGGGAUGUAAUGAAGGGUCUGGGACUCAGGGUCGACAACAAAAAGGUCGACACACCUUAGGUCGACGCCAAUUGGUCGACACACCUAAGGUCGACAUGGACAAAAGGUCGACAGGAACAAGGUCGACAUGGAAAAAGGUCGACAUGAGUUUUUUUGGUGUCGUUUUCUUCGUAGAGUGACCGGGAACCCCAAUUAGUGCACCGCUUCGCUCGCCAUGCUUCGGGCAUGGUGCCUUCGCUCCGCUACCGCUUCGUUCGGCACAGAUAACGAUCCACGUGGACUACGAUUGGAACGGUAAAGUAUGAAAAGGUUCAAAAAAAGAAAAAAAAAAAGUCGUGAAAAACUCAUGUCGACAUUUUUCCAUGUCGACCAAUUGGUGUCGACACAAGGUGUGUCGACCUUUUUGUUGUCGACCUGGAGUCCGGAUACCGUAAUGAAGACCGGGUCUGGUGGCCCUGCGGGAUGCCGGCCAAACUCAGAUGCUUUUUUAAAGGGGCAAUCAAACAAGGCCAAACCAUGUCUUGUAAAUGAUUGCCCCCUUUAAAAAAGAAAAGAAAAAAAAAGUCCCAGUUCGGCCACCAUCACGCACAGCCAUCAAACUCUGACUUCAUUACAACACGCCCAUAGUGGCAUAAAUUUGGCAAUGACUGGAUCACCCUAAGUGGCACUACUUGGGAUAUAGGAGUGCUCCAGAACAGAAUCCAGAUGUCCCAAAAAAAUAUAAUGAAGGUAGAACAUUCGCCUCCCUUAUGGUAAUACACUUACUAGAUAUUAGCAUAUAGGAACACAGUUUCUGGCACCUCCACCCCAACUGGGUGAUGCAGGAAACCGAUACAAAAAUAGUAGACUCCAAAAUAAAACCUGUAAACUUUGGUUCAUAUAUAAUUUCACCCAGAAAAUAGAGGAGACUAAUAAUUCGUUAUCUCCACAUUUGUUAACAUUAAUUAAAGCACAUUGUACUUACACAACACACCAAAAAUUGCAGCAUAGCAAUGACGAUGUAACCGAAUCGGCCUCCUGCCAAACGCCGAUGUAAAGCAAGUGCCUCAUACAAAAUCCCUGUAUUCUUGCCAGGCAGGAACUUGGAGAAGGGUAGUAUCCGGUAAUGGAGAUGAGAACCUGAUGACAGUUCCCACCGACGCAUUUGAACAUGCCUGGUGUUUUGAAGGCAAACGUCUUUCCGUGUCGGAGAGAAUCGACAUCAGGGUCUCAUCUCCUUUACCAAAUUCCACCCUUCUCUAAGAUACAGUCAUCCUGCCCAGGAAGAGUACUGGGAUUUUGUAUGAGACCAUGUUUUACAUUUUAAUUUGGUAUGGGGACCAUUUGGUCUAUAACAAUGGUAUUAAUAAUAAUAAUAAUGUAAUUUAUUUAGCACUUUCCACCCAAUAGGACUCAAAGGAAGGAAUUCAAUUGUUUGAAAAGUCGGUUGGGUGUCUGUUUUUUCCUAUCUAAUAGACAGGAAAAAACAGACACCCAACUGACUUUUCAAACAAUUGAAUACCCCCCAAAGUGUUUUACAUUUCCAUUUAAACAAACACAAGAUGCAAAAUAAGCUUAACAAAAAAGAUAAAUAACAUGUGCAUUGUAAUCGUUAGGAACUAAGGGAUUAUUAAUGAAACGCGUGAGCAAGCAGUGCCGCAAAACUAAAAGCUCAACCCUCAUUAAUUAAGGGAUAUUCUAGGUACUGUUAAUAUUCUUUCAUCUACAGUAUACAGUUAUGUCAUUAUUCAUAUGCUGUCAUUCUUCUUGCGGUUUGUAAGUGCAAACUGUUGUAAUAAAGUGGGGGAGAAUGCAGCAGGUCUCCUCCCUCUCUGGGCGGUCAUUAUUUGGUCACAAGAUUACAGUUUCAAUUCCAUAGUGACUGCUAUUUCUGAAGCCCUUUCCUUCAUCAACUAUUUGGGGAAUUAUUUGUUAGAAUUUACGGAUGAAAAAUAAAAUGUUUAUGUUCCUAUGCACUUAUAUCUAGUAAAGCUGGGUACACACUACACAGACAUAUCCACCAAUUGCCCGUCGUGACAACAGAACUCCCAGUUAGGUAAGCCUAUACAUUAAAUUUAUUGGCCAGGAGUCACAGCUGGGCGGGAAUAUCAAUUUGCCCAUCCAGUUGUGGUGUCAGUGACAGCAGCCAGUGUAUGAGUGAUUGGCGGGUCACUCAUAUUCACAGCUAGGCUUGCCAAUAUAUAUAGGGAAAGGGUAUAUGGCCGAUGUGAUAUGUCCGAGAACGACGCCAAUGACCUACAGAUAUACCUAUCGGUGUGUAGCCAGCCUUAGUAUAUCACCAUAAGAGGGCACACCUUCUACCUUAAUUAUAUUUACUUGUUGGGACUUCUGGGUUGUGCUCUGGAUCAGUUAGAGCCUGUGUGAUGCCACCUAGGGUGAUUCCGUCCUUGCCAAAUUUAUUACACUACGUUAUAUCGAUUUUCUGUUUCCAUGAUUAUUGAAUGGAGGUAACCUGUGCUUCACAGAGGACUUGAAAACAUGAUUCCACUACAUUGUUUUGUUGGACUUUCACUUACGGUGUUUUAAAGUGUUGAGAAGAAGCAUUCAUGGUAGACCAAAUUAUAUCUAUAGAUAUAUAAAGAGAGUUAACAGAGGGCACUCUAUAUAGUGCAUUAAAUGUUUUUAUUUUCAAGACGGUACCCAGCAGCAACCAAUCAACAGUAUCUUGCUACUUGUACCCAUUAAAAGGCUGUGUGGACUGGUUACCACAUGGCUCACAUAUUACUCCACCGGAAAAUCUCCAACACUGCCCCACGCUCCUACCGAGCUCCUGUACCUUGCCAUCAGCCACCUCAGUAACCGUCGUGAGUUGGGCCACAUCAGUUCCAUGUACAAUGCAGGGUCACCGGUAGCACGAUAAGUCCCUCUGACAAAGUCUGGUGACGGAAUGCGUUAAGAUGGGGCCUCGUCACGUAUCUUACUCCUGCUGACAUAUGUAUCGUAUCGGGAACAGGAGUGUCCUGACAUGCGCCGGUUACUGAUGUGGCUGAUGGCAAGGUACAGGAGCCCAGGAGGAGCGUGGAGCAGUGUUGGAGGUUGCCCGCUGGAGUAAUACGUGAGCCAUGUGAUAACCAGUCCACACAGCCUUUUUAUGGGCAUGAGUAGCAAGAUACUGUUGAUUGGUGGUUGCUGGGUACAGUCUUGAAAAUAAAAAAUGUUUAAUGCACCAUAGAGCGUCCUCUCUUCUCUAUAUUUUUAGAACCACCACCAGUAGGACUUCAGGCUUUCAUGGGUGGAGCAGCAGGCCGGAAAGAACUGUGGAUCUUAGUGCCUGCACUGCAAAUACAGCCGGUGUGUUAACAUACAGGAUAAGUCUGGGACGGAUACAAUUGGGAUACACACAGGUGCUGAAUAAGCACAAUGUGUGUGUGUGUGUGUGUGUGUGUGUGUGUGUGUGUGUGUGUGUGUGUGUGUGUGUGUGUGUGUGUGUGUGUAUAUAUAUAUAUAUAUAUAUAUAUAUAUAUAUAUAUAUAUAUAUAUUUUUUUUUUUUUUACAAGCACCUUUUCCGUGAAGCUGGAUGGUAAUGCCGCGUUUCGGAGAGUGACAUGUAACGAAAAGAUUACCAAACCAUAAUAUAUGAAUGUUUUUAAAAAAAAAACUCUUGUUUUAUGAAAAAUCCUCUGCAGGUUACUUUGCUAAAACAUAUAUAGUAAGUAGAUGGGCCGUGCGCUUUGCAGCAAAAAUAAAAAUAUCCAAACCUUAAGUACUUUAACUAAACCAAUGUGUUAUCCUUUCUAUAUUAUCAGUUUUUUUUAACCAAAGCGCCUUUAAACAUUGUAUUUUAUCUCAUGUGUGUUUAUGCUUGGUGUCGCAUUAUGUAGUUUAGAUGGGAUUUUGUUUUGUUUUUUACAAGUCUAUAACGCAAAGUUCUAAGGGCUUAUAUCACCUGUUUAAAUUAGAUUGUCUUGUACUUUGAUUCUGUAACUGACGUUCUAUGGAUAAUAAAUGGAACACUCAAAGUUGA
Pseudophryne corroboree (corroboree frog) is the source of this 8106-nucleotide messenger RNA. RefSeq names its product CD74 molecule (gene CD74). Bases 153 to 1163 code for a protein of 336 amino acids. Gene Ontology annotation, cellular component: membrane; cytoplasm; cell surface. NCBI's taxonomy places the organism in Eukaryota, Metazoa, Chordata, Amphibia, Anura, Myobatrachidae. Gene Ontology annotation, molecular function: MHC class II protein binding; macrophage migration inhibitory factor binding; cytokine receptor activity. The transcript is spliced from 11 exons. Gene Ontology annotation, biological process: positive regulation of type 2 immune response; protein trimerization; positive regulation of cytokine-mediated signaling pathway. The record is from RefSeq and is a predicted model, not a curated record.